Molecule: messenger RNA, 2299 nt
Organism: Daphnia pulex (common water flea)
Lineage: Eukaryota; Metazoa; Arthropoda; Branchiopoda; Diplostraca; Daphniidae
Product: neuropeptide CCHamide-1 receptor-like
Exons: 6
Coding region: 271-1749 (492 amino acids)
Biological process (GO): G protein-coupled receptor signaling pathway
Cellular component (GO): membrane
Molecular function (GO): neuropeptide Y receptor activity
Source: RefSeq, a predicted model, not a curated record
UUUUUUUUUUCGUUGCGGUUGUGCUAACUGCGCAGAGUUACAUAUUGAAAGAAACGCGAAUGUUUGAAUCAGCGCAAUAACAUCUUCGUCGUCAGGAGAAAGAGAGAGAGAAAAAAACAAAAAGCAACAACGAGGUUUCUUCGGCAGGUUUCGCCAACUCGACUUUCAGUGUCUGGUGAGCCCUCGAAUUGGCGACAUGCUCUUCCGGCUCAAUCCUGUCAUCCGGAUGAACGCCCGCUAUAGUAUUGUCCGAUAGUAUGUUUAGUAAAGAUGAACGAAUCAGCUGCACUUAACGCAUCCGACAAUUCCGCCGAGGCCGAAGAAGAAAGGGUCAAUGUCGAAAAAUACCUGGCGCCCGUUAUCUUCGGCCUCAUCUUCGUGGUGGGUGCGGUCGGCAACGGCAGCCUCAUGUUCAUCAUCUGCCGCUACAAAUCCAUGCGCAACCUGCCCAACAUAUUCAUCUUCAAUCUGGCCCUUGGCGACCUGUUUAUUCUCCUCUUUGCCGUCCCGUUCACCUCCUCCAUUUUCACGUUCAAUGUAUGGCCCUUUGGCGAAUUUGUCUGCAAAGCUUCCGAGUUUGCCAAGGAUACUUCCGUGAGUGUUUCCGUUUUCACGCUCAUGGCCCUCAGUUUUGACCGGUACAAUGCGAUCGUCAAUCCCGUCCAGUCGUACGCGGCUGGCCCCAAAUCGAAACGUCGCAUCAUCUUCACUCUUGCCGUCAUCUGGUUGGUAUCGCUCGGAUUGGCCUCUCCGGCCGCCGUCUUUUCUCGUUUGGUUGAGGUUAAACUGCUGCCAACUUGGAAUUCAUCGUCUUUGGUGGUCUAUGACGUCAACAACGACGAUCAGUUAUUGAAUCAAACCCAAAACGAGAACGAGACUUCGUCUGCCCAGCUCCUGGUUCGCUUUUGUUAUCCGUUUCCAGGCAAAUUCGGCGACGGCAUUCACUCCAAAUCGGUCAUCGUCGGCCGUGUUUUGAUUCAGUAUCUCAUUCCGCUGGCCAUCAUUGGCACAUUUUACACAAUCACGGCUCGUCAUCUUCUUCGCAGUACCGGGAACAUCGAUGGUCAAGCCACAGUGACUGCGGCCUCAGCAUCUAGACCCAAUCGUCAACAUCCGCCAUCAGCAACUUCCCCUACCAAUAAUUCCAAUAGUAACCAGGAAUCCCGUCGCAAAGUGGCCCGGAUGGUGCAGAGUUUGGUAGCCCUGUUUUUAAUUUGCUUCUUGCCGAUCCACAUCUACUUUUUGUGGUUCUACUUCAAUCCCAAAUCGCAAGAAGAUUACAACGACUUCUGGCACGCGUUGAAGAUCAUCAGCUUCGUCUUGGCCUACACCAAUUCGUGCAUCAAUCCCGUAGCGCUCUACUUUAUCAGCACCAAUUUCCGCAAGCAUUUCGAUCGAGUACUUUGCUGCUGUCGCCUGGACGAAGGUAGAAACGUCCGCUCUAAGGACAAAUCGGCGAGGCCUCGUCGCCGCCGGGAUGAUCGUCGGCGUGACGGCGGCGAUCCGUUGAAGGAAUUUCAACAGCGAGGAUCGAAUCCACUCACGUCGCUGGAGCAGACGCCGUCCGACAAGCGAACGACUUCAAGUCAAAAUGGAUCUGAUGUACCGCUAACUGUCGUUAGUUCCGUGCACGAUGAAACCUCCGGCAAUAAUAAGCCUUUGCCGGUCACUUCAUCAGCAUCCGCAACCAACAACAAAGAGAAUGUUGAUGCUUUAACGUCAAUCGAUCCAGCUGUGUCGAUAGUAUAGGCUCCCGCGGGUUAAAAAAAAACAUUUGGCCGACCUAUAAUGGAAGAGCUAUUAGCCGGUUUCUAGCGGGCCAGCAGAUUGAUACAAGUUCAUAAGAUAAUUUAGGCGGUUAAACAGCGACGAUUUUUUUUUUGAAAUCCAAUCUCAAUCUAAUCAAACUGUAGUAAACAGCUUUUAGUCUAACUAAAUAUCCUAUAGUCGAUCCGCCAUUUGAUCUAUAUCUGUCCCAUUAUUCAACCCCCAAACACGUAAGCUGAUGCAUCCAAAAUUUCCAGCUUGGAAGAUAUAAUAUGUGAUUGCUUCAGUGGCGUCUGUGUCUACUUACCGAGCUAAACUUCCCGCGUUAGUUGUUAUCACAAUAUUUAACUUAAUGUGCCCUCCAGAUAAAGUAAGAAACGAUUUUUCUUCUGUGAUGAAGCAGCACUGGGGAGGUGUAGGACACGCUGAAACAAUGAAGAGGACUAUAAUAACUGACUUUGCUGUGAUAUACGCUGAUAAGAGUGAUGAUAUUGAAUGAUUAUUUGAAUACGGAUAUGCUUUGACAAUUGUA